GAUCGGCGGCGAGUUCCAGUCGCAGCGAAAGCAGACCAAACGAAUCGAGACGAAAAUCAGAAUUGAAAGCGGGUUGCAAAAAUUCAUUCCAAAUCCAAUGCAAAGCUAAGCAAAUCCAAAGCUAAUUUGGUCUCUUCCGCAACUGUAGAAUCUUCAGACUUUUCUGCUGAGCUGAGCCCAUAAAUAAGCGAAAGAGACGAUCCCACAACCGAUCUUGUGGAUCUUUUAUAAUGAUCUGCAUAUUUUGGCAACAUAAUUAACGGUGAAAGAAUGUGAAAAGUAGCGAAACGUAACGCGAAAGCCAGAAACACUCCAACACGAAAAGAAAUAAAAAUAAUAAAAGUCCACACUAACACGCGUCUGUGACUACUACUCGUAUAAAGAAAGGCCAGAGAGAAAGAGGAGAAAUAAUCGUAGCGAAGAAGGUUUCUACGCGCCUCGCGUGGCUGCCUGUCUUUCAGUUCGCCAUCUCCGGUCCGUCCAAACAGUGCGGUGCAGACAAUCCUCUGCCUCUAACCAGAAUUUGUAAAGUAAACCCUCUAAUAAUGUAAAGUGAACCCAAACACGAUUGUGAAACAAGAGACAAGUGAAUCUGUCCAUACUGUCAAUACGGAUAUCCACGGUUCCACAAGUUACAACUAUUUUGAGGCCCCAUGAUUCGGAUUAUGGAUGAACAGCUCAGUGGGCGAUUACUUCGGAUGCUCUGGACGCUCUACGUUCUCCUCGGCAUCUGGCAAUCCACAGCGGCACUAACUGUCGAUAAUCAGUUGGUUUCCGCACGCAAUGACUGUUUCGAGCGGAUCGCACUGGAGGCUAUGCUGCCAUUUGAGAAGACCUUCCGCACCGAAGACACCAACUCGCUGAAGAUGUGCAAGGAGAAGUGCCUGCAGGCGGGCGAGAGGUGCCAGGCCAUCUCAUUCGGUGUGCAUCGACGCGGAAACGGCACAUGUCAGUUGUCGUCGGAGCAGUACGGCUCGGGCAGCGGUGGGCGGCCGGGAGGCGUGAUUUUCGAUCCCGACUUUGAUUUAUAUACUCGCAAGACGAACUGCUUCGACUUGAGCGACAAUUCGAUUGCCCCCGGACCGGGUCCCAGCCCUAUCAGCCAUGGACCGACCCCAGCGAAUUUGCCCAAUCGUCCGCUGGACGUGGGUAACACUCCAGUGCUGGUCGUGAACCCCACUCCGCACACGGAUGAGCCGCCGCUGCGGCUGCCCACGAUCUCUACGCCGUCGGUGGGUCCGGGACCCUCACCCUCAAUGCCGCCGCCCCCUGGUCUCGGCGAUCGUUUGUACUUCUCGCACGACUUGUAUCCCCUGUACAAAUACCCCGCCCUCUACGAGAACAACUAUCCGGCUCCCAACGAGGACGUCUACAUCCCGGGCGGCUACGCGGCCAACGCCCCCGAGGUGGAAGACCACUAUCAUCGACCCCACUAUGGCCCACCAUCCCUGGACGAGGAGGCAGUGCGUCCGACACCCCACGGUCCCCCGCGUCCCAUAUUCGGGCUGGGAUACGGAAACGGCUACAGCUAUGGCAGCCCGGAGCGGUACACACCGCCCACCAUGCGACCUCCCAUCCCGAGCGCAUCCUCGGAUGAGCGCCCCCACUAUGGAGCUAGGCCGCCGCUUCCUGACUAUCCGUCUCCUCCACCAAGGCCGGACUACACCAAUCGACCCGAUCCGCCGUUGCAGUCCCCACACGACGGCGACGAUUACGUGCGACGCAAUGGAAGCGCAAUGCGGCCAGGAGACGGGUAUGGAGGAUACAGUGUGGACGAUGACAAGACCAUUGCCACCUACUUCAAUCCUGAUGACUACAUUCAGGGGAACGGGAACCACAAGCGGCCUAUGGGCGACAGAGAUAGAGACCGGGAUCGCGAUCACGAUCGCCUUGGUUAUCCCAUGGAAGAGCUAAAGGCCUGCUUCCGUCGAGUCUUGGCUGGGAAGCGGAUCGCGCCCCACUGGGUGCGUCGCUCCAUCUCCUGCGAGCGGGUAGAGGAAUGCAUGCGGGAGUGCGGCCAUGAGAGGAGAUUUAUGUGCGAGGGCUUCAACUACAGGCUGGACCCCUCCGGGCAUGGCCAGGGCGACUGCGAGCUUAUCGAGAUGCCCUUGUCGCAGAUGGAUCUCUACUCCAGCGCCAAUCGGCGGGAUUCGAAUCUGCUGCGGCAUCCGGACUACGAUUACUACGAAAGGGAUCGCAAUGCGCCGUCCAGUUGUCGGCGCAAUGCCUGCCAGGACUGCUCAAAAGGUCCCUUGAGCAGCAAACCAAUUUAUUUGAAGCCCAGCACUGGACCAGGACCCAGCAGUAGUGGCAGCGAAUAUGGAGAUCGCGAUCGCGACAGGGAUAGGGAUCACUUUCGGCCUCCAUCACCAAGUAGCACAGCUGUUGACCAUUAUCGAGGGCCGUCUCAGUCACAGGACCGUCCGCCGGGCAGCUCCUAUGAACAUCGACCAUUCUCCUCCGAGUACCAUGGUUCGCACUCCGCUUCUUCGUCGUCGUCAUCGUCAUCGUCCUCCUCCUCCUCCUAUGAGUUCUCCUCCCAUGGGCCAGGCUCCGGCUCCGGCUCUGGCUACUUUGGCCACACACCACCCAGCAGCUACGGAAGCGAUCACUCCUAUGUAGAUCGUCAUGAUCCCCCUCGCUAUAGUCCAGCGCGACCAGAUCGCUGGGAAACGUUACCGAGCAGUUCUGGAUAUGAUGGUUCUGCGUACAGGCCUCCAAGACCCGAAACAGAUCGAAUCGACAAAUACCGACCGCCCUAUCGGCCGGGCCCGGACUUCUCUCCAUAUCGACCGCACGAACCAAGCCGUCCUGUCCAUAAUUAUCUCGAUCGCGAUGGAUCCGGUGCAGGUCAUGGACCAGGUCCUGGUCCUGGCCCCUACAAGAAGCCCAAUAAGUUUAUUCCGUAUCUGAUCGGGGGCGAGGAGAACUGGGGGAACUAUGGCGGGAGCUACGGGGGCAGCAACAACAAGCACACCUCCUACUGGGGUCUGAGUGAGUCGCAACGGCGCAAGGACCAUGACUUCAACUACUUCCAGCUGGGUGCCGGUGCACCGCAUCGCGAGACCAACUCCGUGCUGGGUUAUCCGGGCUCCAGCUACGAGGAGGAAUAUCCAAAGCGGCGCAACGAUUACAGACAACAGUGGACGCGACGCCCCGGACCGGAUGAAUGUUCGGCAAAGACCAGCGAGGGCUUCCGACUGCACAAAACGGCCAUAAGGCACGCCUACAAUGUGCCCACACUGACAGAGUGCGAGCGGCUGUGCUCGGACCAGCGGCCGAGCUUCAGCUGCCACACGUUCAGCUACCGGUACAACCAGGCGGGCAGGGACAAUUGCAUGCUCUGCGACAGGCCAGUCAAUAUGCUGGACUACUACGUGGACAUUGAGCCGGAUCGGGACUAUGACAUAUACUCCAUGUCGGACGAUAUGGAUGUGUGCAGACAGCCGCCCCGUCGCCACGACAUCGCCGCUCCCAACACCAAAACGGCCCUCUCUGAUCCUCGAAACGCGCAGUGUUUCUUCCGGGCCAUCGACGCCACGCGCUUCUUCAAGUCCAUUGUUCGCGACUCCCUCACCGUGAGAUCCGUGGGGGAGUGCGAAAUGGAAUGCAUUCGUUCCACCAAAUUCACCUGUCGCGCCUUUGCGUACCGAUAUGGCCAGCAGCGACAUGCAGGCAUCAUUGACAAUUGCCAACUGAGUGACUGGCCCGUGCGGGACAUGGACAAGGACCGCCACCUCAUCCUGGACGCGGCCUUCGACAUCUUCGAGCGCGCCAGCUAUGGGCAUGGAUGCGAGAUCCAGCCCAUCGUGGACGAGAAGCACAAGAAGUUGUGUUAUCUGGGCUAUGGCUCCCCCGCCAGACUCCUCCCACCGGCCAUCAAGAAGGUGAUAUCAGUGCCCUCGGAGAUGGCCUGCAAGAAGGAGUGCAUACGAUUCAGAGAGACUUCUCCAUUCAAAUGCUUUUCCUUCAGUUACGGCUCCCACGAUAGCUCCCACAACUGCGAACUCUCUGACCUCGAUCAGACGGAGCUCAAGCUCGAUGUCCACUAUACGCACACCAAGGAGCGGGACUUCUGGCUCUUUGCUUGGAACCCCUUCGACUGGACCUGCCGUGACAAGGUGAACACGAUUGGGGGAUCGCGAGUGAACAACGAUCGACGCAUGGAUAUCUUCCGGGAACCUGGCGACGUGGCCUGGCGCCAUUACACUGUCUCUGGCAAACCCUGCCGCCGCAGCAGUCCCUGCGAGAAGAAUCUGAUCACAGGAUUUUACUCAUGCGAGACGGACGGCUCGGAGGUUGGCUCCUGGGACUACUGCUGCAAGGCGGACCAUCCGUGUGGCUACAGCAAGGGCUUCGAUUACCCCUGGUGCUUUGUGGGCGACGAGUCUGAUCAGUGGCGAAAGUGCAGCGAUCGCUAUUAUCCCGGCAAGAACGGUACACAGCCGACGCACUCCCACCUGGGUCUGGCCCGUCCCAAGGAGCAGCAGAAGCAGAAGCAUCAGCCACAUUCACACCCUCACCCGCAGCCAGCGACUGCGGCAAGCAGCGAAUACAGCCAGCAUCCGCCUCGUCCUGGCGGGUUGCAGAGUCUUAGCGAUUUUGCCGCCGCCCGCCUCUGGCCCGUCACAUAUCUUUACAGCGAGGGCCCGCCAAAUGCCACGGAGUUUAGUAACUUUGUCGACUGCAAUAAGGAGUCGUGCUAGGUGUAGAAAUUCUUGAAGCAGGUCGUACUCGUAUUCCAUUCUCCCAUUCGAUGUACCAGACUCAGACUUAAGUGAUACGUGUACCCAACCAAAGGUACUCGAGACGCGCGUUGGAGAACGAGACAAAGGAAACUUCUCACGGAGUGUCAUUGUGAUCAUCAAUGAGAUUGGAUACCAUUGUCGUCAUAUUCAAGCAAAUCCAAUUAACUUAUUAAUUUAAUUUCCCCUGAAUCUAACUCUAAUGACAGCUUGCGUGCAGGCGACGUUUCUUUGUACUUAUACAUACUAUGAACAUAAGUUGAGCAUGAACGCGUAUUAAUAAAAAUUAGCUUUA
Drosophila obscura is the source of this 5040-nucleotide messenger RNA. RefSeq lists its product as uncharacterized. NCBI's taxonomy places the organism in Eukaryota, Metazoa, Arthropoda, Insecta, Diptera, Drosophilidae. Bases 654 to 4706 code for a protein of 1350 amino acids. The transcript has 12 exons. The record is from RefSeq and is a predicted model, not a curated record.